This is a messenger RNA of Xiphias gladius (swordfish), 8238 nucleotides long. It is a transcript of the gene rbm15, whose product is annotated as RNA binding motif protein 15. Gene Ontology annotation, biological process: regulation of alternative mRNA splicing, via spliceosome. Gene Ontology annotation, cellular component: nucleus. The record is from RefSeq and is a predicted model, not a curated record. Gene Ontology annotation, molecular function: mRNA binding. The transcript has a single exon. Bases 142 to 2694 code for a protein of 850 amino acids. Lineage: Eukaryota; Metazoa; Chordata; Actinopteri; Istiophoriformes; Xiphiidae.
UGUUGUUGUUUUGCCGCAGGGUCAGUGAAUAAAUCCGCGUUUUAUUUCAUUAAUUUUCAGCACUAAUUUGCAGAAACACCACUAAAAACAAAAAACAAACAAAAAAAAGGCGCCCCAAGGGUUGGCUCCGCGUGGACUGAAAUGAAAGGUAAAGAGCGGUCGCCGAUUAAAAAACGCUCCCGGGCCUUGGACGAUAUUCGAGACAGGGGAGGAUGCCACCCGACCAGCAAGAAAAUGGGGGCUCUCUCCGUUUCUAGUGGGAGUAAUAACGGAAAUAGUUCGACCAAAAGCGACGGCGGCUCGACGAGAAGGAGUCUACUCGGUGAAAAGAGAGAGAGAGAUUUCGACAGUCAUAGCCGGACUGGAAAUAAUCACAGUUGUCAGUCUGCCGCCGCUAGCUCCGUCGGUAAAAACCACAACCUUAGCCUGACGCUGGAUUUAGUCUCACCGAGGACCACUUCACGGGGGGAGCAGCGGGUUCAGCCGCCCAGCACCGAGAGUGAGUACAAAACCCUCAAAAUAAGCGACCUCGGUACCCAGCUGAGCGAUGAAGACAUAGAGGAUGGACUCUUUCAUGAAUUUAAAAAAUUUGGAGAUGUGAGCGUUAAGAUAAGCCGUAGCAACGACGAGCGGAUAGCGUUUGUGAAUUUCAGGAAGCCGGAGGACGCCAGAGCUGCUAAGCACGCCAGGGGACGGUUGGUGCUGUACGACCGGCCGCUGAAAAUUGAGGCAGUGUACAUAAACAGGAGAAGAAGCCGCUCCCCUGUGGAGAGAGACUUGUAUGGUGCAGCUCAAAGCCAUAGACAUUUACAGAGACCUCUCUCGCCCACGGGGCUUGGAUACAGAGACUACCGGCUGCAGCAGCUGGCCUUGGGACGGCUCCCCCCUCCCCCACCGCCCCCUUUGCCCAGAGAACUGGAGCGAGACAGGGAGUUUGCCCUGUUUGAAGCCAGGGCACGUCCAGCUUUCAUUGCAGAGCGGGCAGCUUUUCGUGAGGAGGAUUUUAUAUCUCCAGAAGAUGACCAAAGAGCCAAUAGGACGUUGUUUUUAGGCAACCUGGACAUAACUGUUACAGAGGCCGACCUGAGGAGAGCCUUUGACAGGUUUGGGGUCAUUACAGAGGUGGACAUUAAAAGACCCACCCGGGGACAAACCAGCACAUAUGGAUUUCUGAAAUUUGAGAACCUUGACAUGGCUCACCGUGCUAAGCUUAGUAUGUCUGGCAAAAUAGUGGGCCGCAACCCCAUAAAAAUAGGCUAUGGGAAAGCAACUCCCACCACACGCCUGUGGGUCGGUGGACUUGGACCCUGGGUUCCUUUAGCUGCCCUGGCAAGAGAGUUUGAUCGUUUUGGCACCAUAAGGACCAUUGACUAUAGAAAGGGGGAUACCUGGGCCUAUAUUCAGUAUGAAAGUUUGGAUGCUGCACAGGCAGCAUGCACACACAUGAGGGGCUUCCCGCUGGGAGGUCCCGAGAGAAGACUUAGAGUGGACUUUGCUGACACUGAGCAUCGUUACCAGCAGCAGUUCCUGCAGCCUCUCCCGAUUCCACCUUUUGACAUGGUGGCUGAGACAUUUGUCCACCGGGCCACACCUGAACCACUGAGGGUCAGGGAACGGACUCCACCGCCGCUUCAUUUCAGGGAGAGAGAGCUCUUUCCUGGAACUGAGUGGCCCAACGCGGCUAUUCGUGAACGGGUACGUGCCUCACCUUUUGAGCCUCUGGAGCACUUGGAACGUGAGCGGCGGGCACGGGAGCCCUGGUCGUUGGAACGAGAGCUGCAGGGACGAGAACCUCUACGCAAGCGACGCGUAAUGGAGGAUGGACGUCAUAUAGACCACUCCCCUGACAGCACUGAGAGGACAGUACGGCGUAGGCGUGCUUCUCCAGAUGGCAGUCCUGGAGGUAGCAGCAGAGACGGUGGUCGUUUCAGUGACUCAGAGCGCCCUAUGCGCUGCGAGAGACCCUCCCCAUCACGAGAACGUCACAGCAGUCUGGAAAGAAGUGGGGCUGAACGGAGACUCAAAAGCCAGAGCCUCUCUGAUAAGGGACCUUCUAGCACCAGUAUUUCAGCAGUUGGAGAGCGUAAACGUAAAGUAGGCGAUGGUGGCAAAGGGCUAGCCAAGAGAGAACGUUCUGAGAGCAGUUCCAAGGGAGGCCAGCUGACCAAGCUGGAUGGCACUAGACUCAGUUUGGCCUGGCAUGGUAUGCUGUUGCUGAAGAACAGCAACUUUCCAGCCAACAUGCACCUGCUGGAGGGCGACCACAAUGUAGCCAGUGACCUGCUUGUUGACGGCACAACCGGGAGGCAGGUGAGCGAGCUGAAGAUCACCCAGCGUCUCCGUCUGGACCAGCCCAAGCUUGACGAGGUGUCCCGGCGCAUCAAGGUGGCGGGUCCCGACGGCUACGCCAUUCUGCUGGCAGUUCCUGGGACCACAGAGGAUACAUCGUCGUCUGACCCUGCAGCCUCAACUCAGCGGCCGCUUCGGAAUCUGGUGUCCUACCUCAACCAAAAACAAGCAGCAGGAGUCAUCAGCCUGCCCGUGGGAGGGAGCAGAGAUAAAGACAACACGGGCGUUCUUCAUGCUUUCCCUCCAUGUGAUUUCUCCCAGCAGUUCCUGGAUUCCUCUGCCAAAGCUCUGGCUAAAAGCGAAGAGGACUAUCUGGUCAUGAUUGUGGUUCGUGGAGCAUCUUAAAAAAUCAGAACACACUAAGUUCAAGUCAUGUAAAAAAAAUCUGUAUGUCAGUAACUAUUGCAUGCUGUGUGUUCUGCAUUAUGGGGUACACUAGUAUGGUUCUUGAGUGUUUGUAUGUUGCCAUGUAAUCUACAAAAAGGACAAACAGUGCCCUUCUACAAAACUAAAUGGGUGUGUGGUUUUGAAAUUUUUUUUAAAGGGUGUAUGAAUUGCUCAGUCAUAAACCUGCAGUAAUUCAGUCAGAAUACUGUUAAGCAUGAGAAGCAUUUGAGGAAUAAAUUUCCAUUUCAUUUAAGUAGGGAUAAGUCAUAUAGAAAACAUUCGGUUAUUUGCCAGGUUAAAAUCUUAGAUAUUGAGAUAUACCACAAGAAAAGGAAAAGAACAAUUAGAAAUGCAAGGAGUGGACACAAUAAUACUCCACUACAAUAAAACGACAAACACUGGCCUCUCAAAUUUCACUUUGAAUCCACAGCUGCCCGACCCAGUGUUAACAAAAGCUGCAAAUUACAAGCUUAACAAAGGUCAUGUUUGUUUCUGGGCUAUUAUACUGUAUUGCCUUAGAUUGUACAGGGGUUUUGUUGUGUCUACCUCCUACACAGGUACUUAAAUGAGGGGACUCAGAAGACAUAAUUUUUCAAAGCUUUGAAUUACAGUGCAAUAAUAUUUCUACUGUAAUCACUUUUUGAUGGAUGGAUACAAAGGUGAGCAUGACCGUUUUGAAUUUACGCUAUGGUAUGGUAUGUCGGUAAAGGAGUAGUGAGUGAUUUGGUACUGCAGUUUCAAAGCUAAUCUCUUUGGAGAAAGAACCCCGUUAACAUUUAGAUGGUCAAAACAUUUUGCACAACUCUUCUCAAGUGCAAAACACUCCACUUACCGAAGGUUUUUGGCUAUCUUGCUUUCAUCACGGAACGCCCUGAUGGCAGCAAGAUUGAUUAAAAAUUUGGUGAAUGAAGAGUGGUGUGUAGAAGAAGAGUUGUGGUAUGUGUUCUAAUUCUGACGGGCUUGCAUUGAAGCUCACACUGGUCCCUGAGUGCCCUCUCAAAGUUGGAAAAUAUUUUGAAGGUCUCUAGAUAAGAAGUGUCUAGAAAAGGCUCAUACAUUUCAGUUACCUACGUUGUCAGCUGUGUUUGAAAAAUUAUCUUCAGGUUCAUGGUUUGGAUUUGAGUGUAUUUAUAUUGUGUUCCUCAGUAUUGGAACACCAAAUUGCAAGAUAGACAAUGAACUCGGUGUGUGUCCAGUCCACUGGUAAAACUAAAUUGUCAUGUCAACUCUGUCGAAUGCUUAAUACUAACAGAUGUGAGAUUUUUGCCCAGGGAACACCACAUAACACAAAAGCGCAUAGCAUAGUAAAGCAAAUACUAACAUGUUUCUCAUAUUUUUUACUUCAUAUUUUAUUUUGUGCAUCCCUACCUUUAGAAAUGGUGGUGUAAUGUGAUCUAUGAAAAAAAACUACACUAGUAAUGGAUAAAAAGCUUAGAGAAGUUUGUGUUGAUUUUUGACAGUCUGAUUCAUUAUUGCUCUCAAACCAGUAGGUCCUCCAAGAACAAUAUUCAGUAUAAUUAAAAUGUUGGUACAAAGUAACAAAAACAUGCUGUUUGUUCAGUAACUAGGUCUGUUUAAUUUUAAAGUUUUAGCAGUAUCUUAGCAGUUAAUGUUGGAAUUUCAAUUUUAGAGGUCUAAAUUUGACAAUGUUUUAUCAUGACAGCCAACAUAUUCCAAAGGCCUACUUACCGUAUUUUCUUUUGCCAUUGUAUGUUUGUCAUGCAAUAGUAAUCCACCCCAAAUUAUAAUUUGCAGAGUUUGGUUUAAUAUGUAUUGAAAAAAAUUAAUAUGUGGGGAAAGUUGUUAUGUGUCAACAUCACACCCACUGCAACGUUGGACUCCCGAGGAGACGAGCGCAGAGCUGAAAACCUCUGCAGGGAAGGCAACCUAGUGUUUGUGAGUCCUCACUGAUGAGGCAGCUUUUAAGUUGUGUAGCCCAUCUGCACCUGUGAUGACUUCUGUUUUAAAUGGAAAAUUGAGCAAUGUACACUUUGAUGUCAUGGGAAAGGAAAAUCCAUAGAGCCCAUGCGAAGCUGUUCACAUACCUGAAAGUGCAUUUGGGCACUUAAUGUGACCGAUUAUCAAUAAAUUGUUCAUUUGAAGGGAAACAUGUUUCUUCGAUGGAAGUGAAUUGAAGAAACAAGCUGCCAUACCUUAUUGUGUUUCGAAGGAGUUGUCACUUGAAAUUUUGUUUCUGCACACGAAAAGGGAGACAAUUUGCAAUUUUAGCACCAGCGAAGAGAGACCUCUGUUUCGUGUGAGGAUCGCUGUUUGCUUACAGGCCUGUUCUGAGCUCAUAAGUUGCUCGUCAUAAAUUACUCCCUCCCCCAUGAUCCAAUAUAAUACCCUCAACUGUUCCUGUUGGCACGUGAACACCUGAUCAGGAUCGAGGAGCCUCCGCAUCCCUUGUUUACAGCCAGAGUCCCGGUUUGCAGUGUGAAACAGUGGCAGAUGCAGAGAGCCGUGCAGUUUGGGAGGUGAGGCCUGGACCAAACAGCAGCACGUGCCAGUAUCCUGUUGUUUUUCCUGCUCAUUACUCUAAAGGUGUCAUGUGCAUUGUUCCUGGUUGUGAGUAGGAGCUGAGGAAAUUCCAUCACCUGCCGUCACACACUCCACUCGAGAGAUUGUGGGUGACACCACUUUGAAAUUUCCAUAGCAUCUACAGUUCAAGCUAUCUCGCUGCAGAGGCCAAGCUGAACCACUGGGCUCUUUUGUCUUUAUUAUACUUUGCCCAGUUAUGAUUUGAUUUGACAUUAUGUGUGGCUCAGGGAAGAGGAUUGGCCCAACCUCAGCUAGGAAUAUUGUUUGCCCCCAUCUUUGUGUUCGCCUCUGAUUGAACCUUCUCCGAUGAGACGAGUGAAGAAGUGUGUUUGCUGUGCUGAAGCUGUUCUGUUGUCACCUGAGGUCUGCUGCAGCAUGGAAAUUAAACAAGAACAGGCCAGAUUGUUUACCCUUUUUUACACCGCUGGAAGGAAUCCACACUGCGGACCCCCCCUCCCCGAAAUUCUUCUAGGAGACCUUUUUAUUUUGCCUAUCUCCUUUUAUAAGUUUAAGGCCAUUUUACACAGGAGAGAAAGUUUUCUGUUUCCUCCCACCAUCCAUUUUAGUCAUAUUAAUGUGAAAACAAAUUCUGUUCUGUGCUGAGAAGGACCCCUUACUUCGCUAGAGAAACAUUGCCAUCUUGAGGACCAUGGAGCACCUGCUUUCCUCUCUCACAGCCAACUACCUGAUAAAUCACACUCACGCACAAAAGACACCGAGGACAGAGCUGGUAUCACUGUGUGACUGCUGUAUAGAAUGGCACGAUGAUGAGUAAGAGAACAAUUGCUGCUUGCCAGGUCUGUAUCGGUGGCUUAGGCAGCAGUGGUAAGUACAAAGUGUCAACACCACAUUUUACUGCAACAUGCAAAAUGGCACGCUCUGGUUUCAAUCCAAAGUAAUUACCGAGGUAAUUUCCACUGAUGGCAGUUUAAAUCUCAGACCCUAGUGUGAGAUAAUCGGGACAUUUACUGCCCACAACAACAUUUUCCAUAUAGGGCUGUUUUGAUCACCACCAACAAAACUAUGAUAGGUAUACUCCAACAGUGAACUCCUAAUUUUGAUACAUUUUUUGAUAAUAGUCAUGUAGAGGCUCUAGUUAAAAUGAGACGUGUUCACAUACAUUACGAAAUUGUUGUUAUGUAAAAAGUUGAAGUACUUAGAGAGAAAAGACAAAAUUUGGUGAGCUUUUAAAGCAAGACUACUGCAGUUGUUGAACCCCCAGUCUAGAUUCGAUAUAUAUAACACAAUACUGCACAUUUGUUUUUUUUGCAGCCUCAUUAGAAAUGUAAAUGUAAUUCCCACCAUUCACUUUGAUGAAGAUUUAUUGUGUCAUUGAUGCAAAAAAUAGCCAGAAACUAGAGGCGAGGUUAACAUUAUGCGGUCUGUGAGGAAACUGUGGUGUAGUUUCAGUUAUAAAGGCUUAAUUGAGCAAUGAACAGGCUCAAGCCAGUGUCUUUUCUUUUAAGACUCACAAUUAUGUGGAACAACAUUGGUAAGACACUCCUGGUCAUAGAUGAUGUUACAGAUCAUGCUAAAAGAAACCUUUAUUAGAAUAUUUCUUGUUAAAGCCAAAAGCAUUAUCAUCACUUACCGGUCAGAGAAGUUUAAUUUAAAGGAAUUAUAAUUACAGAAGAAAAUGGCUUGUGGUGCAAAAGGGUGUUUUGCAUUAGGAAAAUACAGGCCACAGAUUAACCUGUAGUUAAUGAAAUGGAGAAUAUUAAUGUGAGAGUUAAAGGAGACCUACUCCAGGACCCUUUACAUACACCACACACCACCAGUUAGCAAUCAAAAUAUACCAUGUGAAAAUAAACGAAAUCAAUCCGUGGCUGAUACUUGACCUUUUAAUCUGGCAGCCGACACCUCACUGAUACCAGUCGACCUUUUACUCUGCUCCCUGUGCAUUCACGCUGUAUGAGCAGCUACAUGUGCUUUUUGUCAUACUGCUACAGUUGAUGUUAUCUGACCGAUGAAUGCAGAGACAUGCAACUAAAUAUUCUCUCUUAGACAUCAAUGUCUCAAUGAGGUCUGACUCAUCAAACACUACUGGAGCAGCAAUACGAUGCUCGGUGAGGUGUUCAAAAAUCAGAUAUAUCCAAUUUAAGGGAAAAAAUUUUUUAGAAAUUCAGAUAUCAGAAACUGAUAUUUAUCAUUUUACAGGCUGGACCCAGGUUAGAUUUUGUCUUUAUACACAGUUGUAAGGAAAAGGUCCAUGAAGUUCUUCUUUAAAAUAUGCUGAUUGUAGUCAGAAUGUCACCAGGCUUUUAAAUAAUGACUAUUACCUAUAAUUCUUAAGAUACUGUAUUACAAGUUUGUGCCAGUGUUGGUAAGACACUUAACUUUUUGCAAAUGUAAACUGGUGGACACUAUGGCAACAUACAACUUUCUCAGUUCAACACAUCUCAUGUUAUAUUUGCUUAUGCAUUCCUGUGAGAAGAUCAUCUGAUUUACUGGUUGUAAGCUAUAAAAUCCAGAAAUCUGUCAAUUAAAAUUUCACACUUGAUUUAUGUUGUCCAUGCUCACUGCAGUGCAGUUCACGGUAGUAUGAAGAAAUAAGUUGGAUAUUGUGACAUUGCCAAUCAGCAUUUCAAUUUCUCAAAACAAGUAUUCAUUUGCAAUAACAACAUUUUCCAGCUCUCACAUUCAAAGCACUGAAACUGUUGUUAGUGACCAUUUAACACUGUAAGAUGCUGUCAAGAUUAAAACAUGUUUGCAUGUCUCCUAUACAGAGCUCCACCGGACAGCAGUUGGUGAAUCACUUUGUUUCCAGGCCACCGAUGAACACACCAUCGGGUCUCAUCUCCUGUAAGUAACAUGUAAGUUUGCUUUGACUGACAGUAUUAAAUGAAAAAGUGUGUAACACUUUAAAGUGUAUACUUUUAGAGAAAUAAUUGUAACAAGCCUUUGCUGAGUCUACUUUUAAACCCAAGAUGACAAUGAAUGCAAUAAUAUACACAAAUGAUU